UGUCCCUCCAGGGCACCCAGCACAGCUUCCAGGACACGAAGAGGGAGACACCCAGAAGGACAAUGCCACAGAACGUCACGAUGACCGACAGCAGGCUCACGGAGAUGUCUGGAGAGAGUGAGGACAAAGGAGCACUUUUUGUGGACCUAGAGACCCUAGAGGAGACGCAGGCUCGGAGCCUGGGCAGACCUGUCAAAUCCUCGAAGCAGUAUCUGCGCCAGGUCAUUGCAGAAUACGAGGCGCUGGACCGAGAGCUCCCGUGCAUCCGCAAGUUCCCCAUGCCACCUGCUGCCCAGCCCCUCUGUCUGUGCAUGGAGACCUCACCCGAAGAGGACCUUACCCACCUGGAGGUGCUGGAGGCGCUGGAGGCCGAGUUACCCGGGGCCAUGGAGAGCGGGCGUGUGAGGAGCAUCCGCUUUGAGAACGUGAACGUCAUCUGUGGGACUGCUGGGCGCCGGGACCGGUGGCUCAUCACGGUCACGGACUUCCAGACUCGCUCGCGCCUACUGCGCUCGGGGCUCCGCCUCCGCGGGCUCCACCACCUUCUCGUGCGCAACGACGAACUGCUGCUGGGCGAUUACCGCCUGCACCUGCGCCGCUCCCUGGUCCGACGGCGCAUGCUCGAGGCUCUGGGGGCGGAGCCGACCGAGGAAGUCUGACGUUUUGGGGGCGGGCCCCGGCUGCGCCUGCGCACCGCCCAGCGGGCUCGGGCGACCCACCCGGAAUCCCGAAGGAAAGGGGCGUUGCCUUCCCAGGAAGGAGGCGGGGUCGGCUCGAGGGGGUGGAUACUGUGAGUUUAAUUAUAAAGAAUGACCUGGUACAAAAGCCAUUUCUCUCUGCAAAAUCCUGGUGGGGAGUCAGGGGGUGGGAGGUGAUGGGGGGUAGGGACGAACCUCCACGAUAUAAUCCCGCCUCCCAAAUCUUCCUCCAGUCCCUGGAAAUGGACACCUGGGUCCCAAUCCCUUGAGGGAUGAACUCUGAGGCCCGAGAGAGGGAAGACCCGGGCGCCGGGGCUUUGAACGCGUGCGAUCCUUGUCCCAGCGAGAACCAGACGUCCGCAUCCUCCCCCCUCCUCUUCCUCCUC
Globicephala melas (long-finned pilot whale) is the source of this 1084-nucleotide messenger RNA. It is a transcript of the gene C19H19orf81, whose product is annotated as chromosome 19 C19orf81 homolog. NCBI's taxonomy places the organism in Eukaryota, Metazoa, Chordata, Mammalia, Artiodactyla, Delphinidae. The record is from RefSeq and is a predicted model, not a curated record.